Molecule: messenger RNA, 2200 nt
Organism: Myotis davidii
Lineage: Eukaryota; Metazoa; Chordata; Mammalia; Chiroptera; Vespertilionidae
Gene: ASCC1
Product: activating signal cointegrator 1 complex subunit 1
Exons: 11
Coding region: 718-1791 (357 amino acids)
Biological process (GO): DNA alkylation repair; regulation of DNA-templated transcription
Cellular component (GO): nucleus
Molecular function (GO): RNA binding
Source: RefSeq, a predicted model, not a curated record
GAGAGAUGGCAUGGGGACCAUGUCCUGCUUUCUUCCUGACUCCCUGAGUCCAUAGGUCUCUGAAGGUCAGAGCACCUGGUACUCCAGCUGCAGUCUCGGGCUGGUCAGGAGAGUCCGAAUUUCCUUGGCAUUAUCAGGAGUGCUUUCAAAAAACACUCUGGCCUUGAGUUUGUUGAAGCGGGAUCACAGAAUGAACCUUGAGUCUUCUCUGGGCGAUGACACUGGUUCCAGGACAGCAAAGUGCUAGGUUGUCCUCCAGGCAGGGCGUGUUUGUUUGAGAGCUGCAUUGCCCUGACUUCGCAGGAUACACCAGAUUGACUGUACUUUGGAGACGCUGCAGAAGGUUAAGUGGGUAGAGUCUGACUUGAACAGCCCCAAAACAUGACCUUUGGGUUUGCUAAACAAAGGAAGAGCCCGUGCUUGUGUGGUUAUCCUGAAAUAUAUGCCUGAAGAUUUCUGAGAAUAAGGAGGGGAGCGAGGGCGUGGGAUUCUCCUUCAGGCUUUCAGGGCCAGGGAAAGGAGGAGGAGAAACCGUUUAGGGGGGAAAACAUCUUCCCACAAUGUCCAUAUACUUUACAUUUGAUCAUUCCAGGCUGCCUCUUAUUCUGGUUUUUGGCUCCGAGCCCAGAAGGGAGGCUCCUUCAAUAAUCCUGUCUGAACUUAGGACAUCUGCCUUUCCCUCAAAGACUUCACUGGAAUAUUGUUUGGGAGCGUAGCAUGGACGUUCUGCGCCCGCAGCUUAUAAGAAUUGGAGGGCGGAUUUAUAGGAAGAAUCCCAUUCAAGAGCAGACUUACCCACAUGAAGAGGAGGAGGAGGACUUCUAUCAAGGCUUCGUGGAGUGUGCAGAAGAGCCCUGUGAUGGCUACGAGGUGGUGCAGACCCAGCAAGGUUUCCAGUGUACCGUGAAGGCCCCCAGCCUGCUCUACAAACAUAUAGUUGGAAAGAGAGGGGACACUAAGAAGAAACUAGAGGUGGAGACCAAAACUUCUAUUAGCAUUCCUAAGCCUGGACAAGAAGGAGAAAUUGUAAUCACUGGCCAGCAUCGAAGUGGUGUAAUUUCAGCUCGAACUCGGAUUGAUGUUCUUUUGCUCACUUUUAGAAGAAAGCAGCCCUUCACUCACUUUCUUUCCUUUUUCCUCAAUGAAGCUGAGGUUCAGGAACGAUUCCUGAAGUUCCAGGAGGAAGUACUAGAGAAGUGCUCCAUGGAUCAUGGAGUUGAUAGCACCAUUUUCCAGAAUCCCAAAAAACUUCACCUAACUAUUGGGAUGUUGGUACUUUUAAGUGAGCAAGAGAUCCAGCAGACAUGUGAGAUGCUAAAGCAGUGUAAAGAGGAAUUCAUUGACGACAUUUCUGGGGGCAAACCCCUAGAAGUAGAGAUGGAAGGGAUAGAAUACAUGAACGAUGAUCCUGGCAUGGUGGAUGUUCUUUAUGCCAAAGUUCAUAUGAAAGAUGGCUCCAACAGGCUGCAGGAAUUAGUUGAUCGAGUCCUAGAACGUUUUCAGGCAUCUGGACUAAUAAUGAAAGAGUGGACUAGUGUGAAACUCCAUGCUACCGUCAUGAAUACUCUGUUAAGGAAAGAUCCCAAUGCUGAAGGCAGGUACAAUAUCCACACAGCAGAUGGCAAAUAUAUCUUCAAAGAAAGAGAAUCAUUUGAUGGCAGAAACAUCUUAAAGCUGUUUGAGAACUACUACUUUGGUACCUUAAAGCUUAAUUCAAUCCACAUCUCUCAGCGGUUCUCAGUAGACAGCUUUGGAAACUACGCUUCCUGUGGACAAAUUGACUUCUCCUGAGGGCAGCAGCAAGCGGAACAAUGAUGCUAUCAGCAGGACUGUGCAGUUUCCUGGGAAAAUGUCAGCUGCAGAAGGUACCGGCAGUCCUUGCCUGCAGACAGCAGAGGGAGGGAGCUCAGCACAGCUUUGCCCCACCCAUCAGUCCUGCCACUACCCUGGUGCCAGGGAGCUCCAGCCUGGCUCUCACCUUCCAUCUCUUCCUCCUCCACCUCCUCACAUCCUUUCUCCCGCCAUGUCCUCUCUUUGCUUCCUUCCUCGUUCUUCCCUUGCUUCUUACUUUCUGUUUAAGAAGUUUGAUUCUGGGCCCUGUGUGUCAAGGCCACUACAUAGUGAUAGUUCUUUGUAACACAGAUUUGUUUAUCACUGUGACUGCACAGGUCAUUUCUGAAUAAAUGAAUUUCCAAAGUAA